Molecule: messenger RNA, 1353 nt
Organism: Entrophospora sp. SA101
Lineage: Eukaryota; Fungi; Glomeromycota; Glomeromycetes; Entrophosporales; Entrophosporaceae
Source: the annotation of a GenBank genome assembly
AUGAAUGAUAUUAGACAACGUAAAACCAAGCAGGCUUUAGACGAGCCCGAUCCUCUUUUUAUUUACAACUUUACUGACGAACCUACCAAAUCAAGAAGAAAUCAAGCUAAUGGUUUAAAGGCGUUUUCUUUGGAUUCAGUAAAUCUGAUCGUUCUAGUAAUCGUUGCAAUAAUAGUGAGAUUAUAUAAAAUUAGUCAACCUACCUCAGUAGUUUUUGAUGAAGUACAUUUUGGUGGCUUUGCAUCGUAUGUUAAUGAAUUCUAUGGAUUUUCGGGCGAUGGUAAUGAUGAUUGGCGUGUAGAAAUCGCUGAUUAUGAUAAAUCAGAUUCAGAAUCUGGAAAAAGACUCCGUGCUCUUCAUACAAAGUUUCGUCUUAGACAUGUUGUGACUGGUUGUUAUUUGUUUUCACAUUCCGUGAAAUUGCCCGAUUGGGGUUUUAAUCAACAAGAAGUUACGUGUGUUAAUGGUGGAUCCAAACCUAAUACAAUCUGGUAUAUAGAGUCAAAUUCACACCCAAAAUUGCCAGAAGAUGCAGAAAAAGUAAAUUAUAAAAAAAUUGGGUUUUUUGGAAAAUUUUUUGAAAUUAAUAAAGUAAUGUGGACUACAAAUUCUGGAUUAACCGGUUCACAUCCAUAUGAGUCUCGUCCAAGUUCUUGGGUUUUAUUAGAUCGUGGAAUCAGUUUCUGGGGAAAGGAUCACAGACAUAUUUAUUUAAUUGGGAACCCUAUAGUAUGGUGGAGUUCUUCAUUGGCAUUAUAUUUUUAUAUUGUAGUAGAAACUGUAAUUAUUUUAAGAGCAAAAAGAGGUUAUUCAGAUCAUUUAAACCCGUUGAAAGAAUUUUAUGAAUCUUAUGCAAGUUUCUUUUUUCUUGGAUGGUUUCUUCAUUAUUUUCCAUUUUUUUUAAUGGCUCGUCAAUUAUUCUUACAUCACUAUUUUCCUGCAUUAUAUUUUGCGGUUUUACUGGUUGGUGUUGGGUUUGAUUUUUUAACAAUCCGAUUGAAACCAAAAAAUCGAAUUAUAGUAGCAUCAGUAUUCAUAAUAAUAAGCAUAUAUGCAUUUUCACAAUUAUCACCAUUGGCAUAUGCUGAACCAUGGACAAAAAAUGACUGUUUAAAGGUUAAAAAAUGGGGCAGUAGAUGGGAUUUUGAUUGCAAUCAAUUCUAUGAUUCAUAUGACCAGUAUUACACAAAAGAUUUAACCGUAAUAAACAAUAUUAACAACCAGACAAAUAUUGAUAUAUCAUCUUCGGAUAUAAGCCAUACAUUAUCAUCGGAUCAACAACAAAAACAGGAAAAUGAUAAUAAAGAAAGUUUACAAGAAAUCAAAGAUGAUGUUGGAGAGGUAGCUGCGUAA